CGCGAGCCGCCGUUCCUUUCCGCUCCGCGGGAAUACAUCCUGCGGCUGCGGGUCCUAAACACGGGGCGAAGGUCCACCGAAGAGAGGUCGCGGCGUUUCCAGGCAGGCAUGCGGACCCCCCCGCCGCCGGGCUCAAGAUGAAGGAGUGGUGGAUUCACGUGGGCUUGAUCUGCGUCCCGCUGGUCGCCGUCUACCUGCACAUCCCGCCCCCCCAGCUCUCGCCCGCCCUGCAGAAGUGGCACGGUGCCGGGGAGCUCUUCCACUUCAGGGGCAGGAAGAUCUUCUACAGAGACUCCUACGGGGCUUUGGGAAGCUCCGACGUCGUCAUUCUGCUCCACGGCUUCCCCACCUCCAGCUACGACUGGAGCAAGAUCUGGGAGCCACUCACACAGCGCUUCCAUCGAGUCAUUGCGCUGGACUUCCUCGGCUUUGGCUUCAGUGACAAGCCACGACCGCACAGGUACUCCAUCUUCGAGCAGGCCAAUGUGGUGGAGGCCCUGGUGGCCCACUUGGGUCUGAGCAACCAGCGAGUCAACCUGGUGUCCCAUGACUAUGGAGACACUGUGGCCCUGGAGCUGCUCUACAGGACUGACCAAAAUCGGACGGGUCACCUGACCUUCAACAGCCUGUGUCUUUCUAAUGGAGGGAUCUUCCCAGAAACACACCACCCGCGGCUGCUGCAGACGCUUCUGAAGGACUCCAGUUUUCUGGCUCCCCUCCUGACUCGUCUCACCAACUAUAUGAUCUUCCAGAAGGGGAUCGGAGAAGUGUUUGGUCCCUACACGCAGCCCACCGACGCUGAGUUCUGGGACAUGUGGACGGGUUUGCGCUACAAUGACGGCAACCUAGUUGUGGACAGCAUUCUCCAGUACAUCAACCAGAGACUAAAACACAGAGAGCGAUGGGUGGGCGCGCUCACUUCCACCGCCGUCCCGCUGCACAUGAUCUACGGACCCCUGGACCCCGUCAACCCUCAUCCACAGUUCAUCCGUCUUUACCAGCAGCUGGUCCAGAGGUCGACAGUCACCAUUUUGGACGAACACAUCAGUCACUACCCUCAGCUGGAAGAUCCCACCGGCUUCCUCAACGCAUAUUUCAAUUUUAUUCACUCGUUCUGAAGGGAAAUGCGAGGCCCCUGUUCAAGAACGGUACUAAAACCUAUGUUACAGUACCAUUGAGUACCAAAAGCUGUGUGAACCAAAGUGAGAAGUGAUCACGUGUGGUGGAAAUACCAGGAAAUGCCUGACGAUUGUAAUCAGGAGAAAUGGUGUAUUAAUCUAAGAUUUAAUCGCAACUGAUGGGCUAAUUUACCAGCAUCAAUCCGAGAUGUCAGUCACUGCCAUAGACGACAUAAAAUGUGAGCUAAAAAGGAAAAAAAAAAAAAGAUCAAUUGUACUUAAUGCAACUGACUGACUAACCUGGUGAGUGUUAAAAGUGUGAACCCUCUGAGGAAGCAUGAUUCUGUAGGUUAGGUUUGGCUGUGUGACCCUUGCGGGACAGUUUCGAUUCCCUCCAUUUUCUGUUGUUUUUUUCCUGCAAUCAGCUGCAUUCUGAAUGGAUUUUGAUAUGAUUUUCUACAUUUCUCUUGAUGUCAAUGAAAAAAAACUAAA
Xiphias gladius (swordfish) is the source of this 1610-nucleotide messenger RNA. It is a transcript of the gene mest, whose product is annotated as mesoderm specific transcript. The record is from RefSeq and is a predicted model, not a curated record. Bases 138 to 1118 code for a protein of 326 amino acids. Gene Ontology annotation, molecular function: catalytic activity. The transcript is spliced from 12 exons. NCBI's taxonomy places the organism in Eukaryota, Metazoa, Chordata, Actinopteri, Istiophoriformes, Xiphiidae.